AUGUAUGUGAAAUGGUUUGAUACAGUAAUGUUUUAGUAUGUGAUUUUAGUGAAUGUCACUUUUUGUCAUUUUCAAAUUUCCCGCCGUUCCGUCGCCAUACGUCCCGACGCUCGCAGGGGACGGAACCCAGAAGACAGAUGCCGGCAUCCGCCGGAUUACAUUGCCGGGGACACUGCAGGAGGGACAUCGUGGGAGCACAGGACAAGGUAAGUGAUAGAGAGAUCCCUGGCGGUAUUCACGAGUGUAGCUCGGGAUUAACUUUCAGUACCAGAAGUGGUAACCCCAAGCUACACUCGGGAUUA
This is a messenger RNA of Staurois parvus, 302 nucleotides long. The record is from the annotation of a GenBank genome assembly. NCBI's taxonomy places the organism in Eukaryota, Metazoa, Chordata, Amphibia, Anura, Ranidae.